Messenger RNA from Aureobasidium subglaciale EXF-2481, 546 nucleotides. RefSeq lists its product as uncharacterized. The coding region runs from base 1 to 546 and encodes 181 amino acids. Gene Ontology annotation, biological process: endoplasmic reticulum to Golgi vesicle-mediated transport. NCBI's taxonomy places the organism in Eukaryota, Fungi, Ascomycota, Dothideomycetes, Dothideales, Saccotheciaceae. The transcript has 3 exons. The record is from RefSeq and is a predicted model, not a curated record. Gene Ontology annotation, cellular component: TRAPP complex; cytoplasm; nucleus.
AUGACCAUCAUCAAGACUCCAGCCAUCGCCUGUAUAGGUGUUAUUGGCAGACAUAACAAUCCACUCCACAUCUCCAUAUUUCCUGCUGAAGGGGAAAAGGAAGAACGUAGCAAGCUCGAUUUUUCUUUCAUGCUCUCAACGUGUCUUGAUAUCUUCGAAGCUCGUCUACCUGAAAAGAAUGUUGGCCAAGACUUUGGUCUCUUGCAAGCCGUCGAUGAGCGUCUCGCCAUGUACGGCUGGCUCACAAACACUGGCGUUAAACUCGUCAUUAUCGUAGAUAUGGAAGGUCGCCAGUCUCCCGCGAACGACUCUAGAACUCCCCCCGUCCUGGGGCUGAAGAACUCCGAUCUUACUCCUGCUUUCCAAGCACUGCAAAAGGCAUAUAUCAAUCUGUUGAGGAACCCAUUUUAUACACCCGAGGAUCACUCUCCGAAUUACGCCAAUGCUCACCAGCCAGCUACGUCAACUCAGAUCACGAGCCGCAACUUCGUUAAUGAAGUCAAUCGCAUCGGGCGGGUCUGGGCUCCUACCAUCGCUUCUCGCUGA